GUACCAAGGAGACGCAGAAACCCUUUCCCCAGAUCCCCACUCGGAGGGAGAAGCGCAGACGGACAAAAGCAUUCCUGCCUUUCAAUAAAACAACACAACAAUAACUUGGCUCACCGCUAUUAUUUGCUCCAAAAUACAAAUCGAAGAGGACAGGCGUGAGAGUGAGUGAGAGGCUUCAGCAUCAUCGGGUCUCGGGCCAGACCUUAGAAACACCAGAAAACACUUUGUAGAAACACGACAACGAAAUCGGGGAUUUCUGAACCGUUGGACGAGAACUUCAUCUGGAAGAAGGAGAGACUGAAGAUGAGGACAAUGAGGAAGAUGAGGACUGCUCUGCUGAUUUUAUCCCUCGGGCUGCUGCUGCACUGCGUCACUUCACAGGACACUGAUCCUAAAGCAUCUUCUUCUGCUGCCCCUCCGGCUACUCCUACCACCACGGCUGUUCCUCCUCCUCCUACUGCUGCUGUAGUUGCCUUGGCCACAACCGCAACGGGAGGCACGCCAACAGACAAGCCAACCGCCACCACAGCUCCUAGCGCCAGCACCAUCAUCACCAAGGUGUCCCCGCAUCCACCACAGACCACUGGAGCCCCACAGCCAACCAAAGCUGUUUCCACACCUUCAGUUCCAGUCAGUAUGGGACCAGCAGUGACGGUGACCCCUAUAGGGACACCGUCAGAUACCUCGGCCCCACAGAACCAGGACCAGACGACCCAGGCCCAAAAGACCCAGGAACAAACGACCCUUCUCCCAAAGACCCAGGACCAGUCAACCCUGGCCCCAAAGACCCAGGAUCAACAGACCCCGACCCCAAAGACCCAGGAUCAACAAACCUCGGCCCCAAAGACCCAGGAUCAACAGACCUCGGCCCCAAAGACCCAGGAUCAACAGACCUCGGCCCCAAAGGCCAAGGCUCAACCUACCGGGGCCCCACUGAACCCGGGCUCACAGACCUCGGACCAGACGACCCGGGUACUACCGACCCAGGAUAAGUCAACCUCUGCCCCACAGAACCAGGACCAACCGACCCCGGCCCCAAAGACCCAGGACCAGUCAACCCCGGCCCCAAAGACCCAGGACCAGUCAACCCCGGCCCCAAAGACCCAGGACCAACAGACCCUUGCCCCAAAGACCCAGGAUCAACAGACCUCAGCCCCAAAGACCCAGGACCAACAGACCCUUGCCCCAAAGACCCAGGAUCAACCGACCUCGGCCCCAAAGGCCCAGGACCAACAGACCCUUGCCCCAAAGACCCAGGAUCAUCUGACCUCUGCCCCAAAGGCCCAGGACCAACAGACCUCGGCCCCAAAGACCGUGGCCCCACAAACCAAAGCGAACCCGGGCAUCAUAAAUCCAGCGGGCGUCCCGGAUAUUCGUGUUCCUAGCACCCCAAACAAGGAAAUCCAUACAAAGACCUAUAUUUUCCCAAGGAGUACAAUGGCCACGUCCCAAAUGAGUGAAAAGUACAAGUUUCAAACAAGUGGAAAUUCUGAGUUCCUAAAGCGUGGAAAGUACGAGUUACAAUCGAGUGAAAAGAUCGAUGACGAGAUCAAUGUGGCCGCCUGUCUGAAGCUGAUGGGCCCUAUGACCCACGGGAACUGUACCGUGACCUGGAGCGGGCACGGUGAAAACAUCGUAGUUGAGGAGGUCGUCGAUAUCUGCGCCGCAGUGGCUGUCCCGACGGCCAAUAAAGUUUGGGACGAAAUCAAGCUGGAGAUGCACCCUACCAAGCCGGGCGACAAGACAACGCUGAUCGCCAUCCUGGCGUCGUGCGGGGCGCUGCUGGCCAUGAUCAUCGGCCUAGGCAUCUACGCCACGCACCACCGCAAGCCCUACCACGAGAACCAGCAACACCUGACGGAGGAGCUGCACACGGUGGAGAACGGUUACCACGACAACCCCACGCUGGAGGUGAUGGAGGUGCAGCCGGAGAUGCAGGAGAAGAAGGCGCCGCCGUGCAACGAGUUCAACGAUAGCUGGAUCGUUCCCAUGGAGUCCAUGAACAAGGAGGUGCUCCUGGAUGAGGAAGACACUCACCUGUAGGGAGGAGGAGGAGGAGCAUGAGGAGGAGGACACUCGCCUCCAGGGAGGAGGAGGAGCAGGAGGAGGAGGAGAACACUCACCUGUAGGGAGGAGGAGGA
Gadus chalcogrammus (walleye pollock) is the source of this 2141-nucleotide messenger RNA. It is a transcript of the gene podxl, whose product is annotated as podocalyxin-like. Gene Ontology annotation, biological process: positive regulation of cell-cell adhesion mediated by integrin; regulation of microvillus assembly; negative regulation of cell-cell adhesion. NCBI's taxonomy places the organism in Eukaryota, Metazoa, Chordata, Actinopteri, Gadiformes, Gadidae. Bases 304 to 2043 code for a protein of 579 amino acids. Gene Ontology annotation, cellular component: microvillus membrane; apical plasma membrane. The transcript has 12 exons. The record is from RefSeq and is a predicted model, not a curated record.